Messenger RNA from Metarhizium album ARSEF 1941, 516 nucleotides. RefSeq names its product UPF0220 domain protein. Lineage: Eukaryota; Fungi; Ascomycota; Sordariomycetes; Hypocreales; Clavicipitaceae. Gene Ontology annotation, biological process: late endosome to vacuole transport via multivesicular body sorting pathway; protein targeting to vacuole. The transcript has 3 exons. The record is from RefSeq and is a predicted model, not a curated record. Gene Ontology annotation, cellular component: Vps55/Vps68 complex; fungal-type vacuole membrane. Bases 1 to 516 code for a protein of 171 amino acids.
AUGGAGGAGGAGCGUCUGUGGAAGUUCCGAAGGCCCGAGUGGCUCAACAGUGUCUGGGCCCGAAACGCGGGCAUCUACGGCGCCGGAGCUCUCUUCUCCCUCGCAUUCUACGUCAUGCUCGACUCAGCUGUAUGGUCCAAAUCCUCCCGCAACGGCUCCAACGUCCACGUAAAAUUCGUCGACUGGCUCCCGCUCGUCUUCUCCAGUCUCGGCAUGUUGAUCAUCAACUCUGUCGAGAAGACGCGCCUCAGCGCCGACUCUUUCAGCUAUAGCGGAUCUGGGGUCGCGUGGAAGGCCCGGGUGGUGCUUUUCCUGGGCUUUGCCGCCCUUGCAGGCGGCAUGGCUGGUGGCGUGACGGUGUUUGUGCUCAAGUUUGCCGUGCCCGGUGUUUCCAUGCCUGCGUUGGGAAUGGGUAUCGAGAACCUGGUCAGCAAUGCGCUCGUUGGAUGCAGUUCCGUUGUUCUCUGGGUCAGCCAGAACAUGGAGGAUGAAUAUUCUUAUAAUCUGUCGAUAUAG